AAAAGAACGAGUAGACAAAAGCUACACGUUCCCUCUUAGAGUAGACAGAGAGAGACUGCAGAUUUUCUUCUCCCACGAGAGAGCGAAGGUGGUCGGUUCUUUCCUAGCUUGAUAGAUGGAAGAAGAGAGGAGAAAGAGGCCCGCCCUUCUCUUCCCACCCAAUGAAGAAAAGGAAGAAGAAGAAGAAGAAAAGAUGGAGAAGUUCUUUGCACUUCUUAGAAGCAUUAGAGCUACAAAAGAUAGAUGGAUACAUGAGAUAAAUAAAUCAAAGAAGAGGAAAUUAAGAGAAGAGAAAAAGGAGGGUUGGACUCCAUCUUUUGAGUGGGAAGACUUCUCUCAAAUGACUGAGUUGAAAAGGGCAGAUAUUCCUGCAAGUUCCUCUAACAAGGCAGUAGAAAAUGAAGAAGAUGGUUCGCGUCAGGCAGCUGGGUUCUUUAUAUGAUCAAUCAAAGAUGGCCCAGUUCAUGGAUUACACACAAAAAAGAUUGGAGAUAUUUCCUUAGGGCGUAUUUGGAUUUAAGAAAAAGUAAUUGUAAUUUUGUUUCGAUGAAGAUUCGUUUCCAAGAAAUUGAUGGAAAUGAAGACUUGCUUAUGCUGUUUGUUUAACAUUGACAGUAGACUUGGUUAGGAUAAACUAAUGAUGGGCCCCACUAAAGACACCAUGCUUAUGAUUAUUUAAUAAUGGGCCACACAUGGUUAAUGAUAAUCUAACGAUGGAACGUUCAUGGCAAUAGACAUGGUUAGGAUCGAAUAACAAUGGUCUGUACAUGUUUAAGAUCAUCCAUGGAUGGUCCACAUGGAAAUAUAGAUGGUUAGGAUCAACCAACAAUGGAUAGGCGAACAUACCAAUUCAUAUGGUUAGGAUCAUCUUAAUGUGAGAUUCACAUGGAAAUACAGUGGUUGGGAUUCGUUGGUGGGAUCCUUAGGGCUGUAGCUCAGACCAAUGGUCGGGUUUCAGGCCUCAUUGAUAAAAGGAUCCGUGAAUGCUAGCUUUAAUGACUUUUCUUAUUGAAGCC
Messenger RNA from Magnolia sinica, 1016 nucleotides. RefSeq names its product protein NIM1-INTERACTING 1-like. Bases 116 to 442 code for a protein of 108 amino acids. Gene Ontology annotation, biological process: regulation of systemic acquired resistance. The record is from RefSeq and is a predicted model, not a curated record. The transcript has 2 exons. NCBI's taxonomy places the organism in Eukaryota, Viridiplantae, Streptophyta, Magnoliopsida, Magnoliales, Magnoliaceae.